Molecule: messenger RNA, 925 nt
Organism: Perkinsus marinus ATCC 50983
Lineage: Eukaryota; Perkinsozoa; Perkinsida; Perkinsidae
Exons: 1
Molecular function (GO): nucleic acid binding; zinc ion binding
Source: RefSeq, a predicted model, not a curated record
AUGUUCUGCCGUGAGAUCGACUUCGCUAUGGAGGGUCACAAUGCCGUCACCCGUUAUCUAUGGGCUAAGAAUAACAUCGAUGCCGGUCUAUGGCGUAAGCUAACUAAUGCGACCGAGCCACCGGCUAGAUGUCAUCAAAGCUAUGAGCAUCAUCUACGUCGACUUUGUCGUAAACUACGCAAAACUUUCGACACGGAUGAGGCUUUGUCUCGAGCCGAGUACAAAUUCAACACUUGUACCCAGCGAUCUAGCGAGACAUUAUUCCAGUUCAUAUCAAGGCUAGAAACUCUAGCUGACGAGCUGGUAUAUCUACGAGCUGGGCCGAGAGAGUCUACCCUCAAACGACGUCUGUAUGAUGGUCUAUCAUCCAACGAUCUGAAGGAGAAGGUCGAGACCAAGGUGGGCAACCACAAAAUAUCAUAUAAGAAAUUUGUGGAUCGACUGUCAGAGCAUGAGAGGAGGCGGCAGGGCCGACUCCAACGCUCAUCUACGGUCAACAAGCCCAGUGGUAAAUCGACAGGUCGUCUACAUGUCAUCGAGUGUGAAGACGAUCCUCAAGAAGAGACCUAUUGCCAUGCCGUUGGCAGCGAUGCCUUAUCUAUAAAGUGCUAUCGGUGCCUCCAGAGCGGUCACCCAGCUCGACUCUGUACUGAGCCCAAGGUGGUCGAUCUACAGAAAAGAUGCUCUAAGUGCGGCAAUCCAGAGCAUCAAGAGACAGACUGCAAGGUCCCAGUCAACAGGUUAUUCUGCCAACGUUGCCUGAAGAAGGGACAUCUAGCGUAUGUCUGUACUGCUCCUACACCAGCAGAUCAACCGAAGAAGGUGGGACCUAAGCCUAAGAAAGACUUCGGUAAGGGGAAAUCUAAAAAGAUUACUCCUCCUCAAACACCCCCAUCUAACUCUACGGUUAUCCCUUCUGGAGCUG